CUCAGCUCGGAUCUCUCUGUAUGGCCCCGGCUUUGCUUAUGGCUUCUUACCAGCCCGGGGUGAAAGUAGAAGAAAGUCCUGUGAAUAAGAUGCAACAAACUGGCCUGAAGAUGUCCCUGGGCGAGGACAAGCCCAAAGUGCCUGGGAUAUUGCCUUUCAGCGUGGAGGCCCUCAUGGCUGAUAGGAAACCUGGGAGAGAUAGGUCCAGCCCAACUGCAUCUCCGCUGGUCGGGACAUCACACAGUCCCAGGGUGGCUUCUGUAGCGGCUGGAGAGACCCCCAACUCCCCCAUAUCCCUUGGAAACCGCUUCCCUGUAGGGGGAAUUAUGAAACUGCAAGAGGAGGGUCUGGUCAAGCCUGAGAGUCCCGAGAGGAGCUCAUGGAUCCAGAGCCCCAGCUUCUCACCUUCCCCAACAAGAAGGAUGAGCCCACCCCCUUGCACUUUGAGAAAGCACAAAACAAACAGAAAGCCCAGAACCCCCUUUACUACAUCCCAACUGCUGGCUCUGGAGAGGAAAUUCAGGCAGAAGCAGUAUCUGUCCAUAGCAGAGAGGGCAGAGUUCUCCAGCUCCCUGAACCUCACAGAGACCCAAGUGAAGAUCUGGUUCCAGAACAGGAGAGCCAAAGCCAAAAGACUCCAAGAAGCAGAACUGGAAAAGUUUAAAAUGGCUGCCAAACCCAUGCUCCCACCUGCAUUUGGAAUCUCCUUCCCUCUUGGGACUCCAGUACCCACAGCCUCCUUGUAUGGGACCUCCAACCCUUUCCAGAGGCCGUCUUUGCCAGUGUCUCCUAUGGGACUUUACACAGCCCAUGUUGGAUACAGCAUGUACCAUCUGUCCUAAGACUUUGCUCAGGCUCCAUUGGGACUGUGGGAAAGAAGACUUGAGUGAAUUUUCCUUGCACCCCCUUAUAUUUUUUCACUAUUUAUGAGUUCCUAGGGAAUUGAAUUGUAGAAAUACUAUGUCACUUCAAUAUGCCUAUUGUUGUCAUCUUGUUAGCUGUGUCUAAUUAGUAGUUCAUGAGAUUCAGGUGCCUUGUACACUACCAUCUUCCCAAAUUCUAAUCCCAGUCCAUAAAGUAUCAGAACCCAGGGGAUAUCUGUAGCCUCAAAAGCAUCCAAUCCACUGCUUCAGGAGUUGUCCCAGAUGGAAAGGCUUCCCAGCAAAGGUGGUGAGCACAGUGUAAAUAUACUAUAAUAUGGUACAAACAGGACUGGGAACUUAAUCGAUUGGAGAAGAGAUCCUUUGACCCAGACUGGGUAAGGGGGAAAUAGCAUAAUUUUGGGUGGGACCAGCUGCUGUGUAACUGUACCUUUUGGGAGCUUGGCACAACCACAGAAUGACAAGAUUGAUAAAGGGAGAAAAAUAUCUCUUACAUAUAAGAGAUAAAUGUAAUAUAGUAUUGAAGCUUUCACUUAACAGCACUGUCUGUUUGCAUUUCGUUAUUGCAAUAAUCCCUUUGGGAGGGAUUGUAUGUAAUAUGUAAUAUAUUGUAUAUUUGAAAUUUAUUAUCAUUUAUAUUAUAGUUAUAUUUGUUAAAUAAAUUAAUUUUAAUGUA
Molecule: messenger RNA, 1557 nt
Organism: Xenopus laevis (African clawed frog)
Lineage: Eukaryota; Metazoa; Chordata; Amphibia; Anura; Pipidae
Gene: msx1.L
Product: msh homeobox 1 L homeolog
Biological process (GO): regulation of transcription by RNA polymerase II; embryonic morphogenesis; regulation of DNA-templated transcription
Cellular component (GO): nucleus
Molecular function (GO): RNA polymerase II transcription regulatory region sequence-specific DNA binding; DNA binding; DNA-binding transcription factor activity, RNA polymerase II-specific
Source: RefSeq, marked provisional